AUGAGGAGUGCUAUCCUAUGUCUGUGUCUUUUAACUUUUACUAUUGCCUUAUACGAUCAUGGGCCGGCUGAACGAUACUGGGAUUUGUUGAAGGGAUUGCGUCCGGAUAAAGUGGAAGAGGUCAAGGAGAUUGUCUACGACCCGGAUCUAACCAAAAGACAGACCCUGGAGAAGAUGAAUGAGUGGGCCACGAAACAAAGUCACGAAAUUCAAGUGAGUGCAAGCUACAGUAACCCUUAAGGCCCAAAGUUUUUGUGCAUGAAAAAUGGAAGGGUUUAAAACCCCAAUUUUGAGUAUUGAACUACUGUUUUAUUUAUAAUACCGACACGACCAAAAAACACUAGAGAAAAUUUGAGAGAGCCCAACCAUACGGUGACGGACCCGAUCCAGUGGCAAAAAAAGUACCAUUCUGCAUCCGGGAGGCAUAAAAAAUGUGGCAAAAUGUUUCCCUCUCCAAGCGAAAAAACUUCGUUUUGAAGGGCGUUUGAAAUCGUAGUUUUUUCACUUGGAGAGGGAAGCAUUUUGCCACAUUUUUUGAUACUUCCCGGAUGCAAAACGGUACGGUUUUAGCAACUGGAUCAGGUCCCCCACUGUAGCUCACAAGGGAAUGGUCCCAACGAUCCGUGGGAUCCACAAAUGAAACCUAGAUAUUCUGAAAGAGCAGGUAAAAUUUAGUAGGAAUCCGUUUUUUCUACUUGCCGAAUAAGUCUGUGCGACGAGAAAUAUCGUCGAAAAGAUCCGACCAAAAAAUCGAAAGAGAGAAAAGACGAACCGAAAGGCCUUCGAAGGCGUCACCAAAUAGUCUAGUGGAAAAAGUUCCACGCAUGAAUCUUUUGGCGGAGGGAGGCUUUGGAGGUUCGAGUCCACCCGGAGCGGAUAUCUCCGGCUUGAACCUACGUGUUCAUUACUGUAUUCUACAGUUACAUAAAAAAAUUUUUUUUGUUUAUUGACCUGUUUUGCAAGGUUUGUUGCAAAGUUUUAAGAAAAUUUGACAUUUCGGCAAUAUCUUUGAUAAGCCCGAUGUCGACAUAGUGGUAUUUUCAAGACACUUCUACUCGAUUCUGGAAGGUUGUAUAGGGUCUUGCAGAUCUUUUUCGGUUUCCCAAAAAGGAUGUUGCCAAAAUCUCACCUUUUCAUAAAAUUUUGCAAGAAAAGUUGAAAAGAGAAUUUUUGGGUCCUUGCAUCAGCGUGUAGUAGACCCCGUGAAUAUUUACAAAAAAAUCUAUUUUGAGUUUUUUCGUUUAAAAUGGCCGAGGACAUGUGUUUAACAAAUGCCCAAAUUAUUUUUGUCAAAUUCUGCCCGGAAGGUAUAAAUUUGCAUGAAUUUGUCUUCUUUGGAACUUCGGACCUGGCGGCAUCAUAAAAAGAGGUAAUGACCAGUGAUUGCCACGCCUUCGGAUGCAAAAAACCUUGUAAAACAGGUUAAACAAAAAAAAUUUUUUUUUUGUAUAACUGUAGAAUACAGUAAUGAACACGUAGGUUCAAAUCCGGAGAUGUCCGGCUCCGGGUGGACUCGAACCUCGAAGGCCUCCCUCCCCCAAAACAUUUGUGCGUGGAACUUUUUCCACUAGACUAUUUGGUGACGCCUUCCAAGGCCUUUCGGUUCGUCUUUUCUCUCUUUCGAUUUUUUGGUCGGAUCUUUUCGACGAUAUUUCUCGUCGCACAGACUUAUUCGGCAAGUAGAAAAAACGGAUUCCUACUAAAUUUUACCUGCUCUUUCAGAAUAUCCAGGUUUUAUUUGCGGACCCCACGGAUCGUUGGGACCAUUCCCUUGUCAGUUGGUAGAGCGGACUGUGGUUCAGCGGAAGUCGCUUUGGUCGCUGGUUCGAGUCCGGCUGAUUGGAAUUCCUUUUUUUCCGCAAAACCUUCUAGAUUUACUCUACGUUUCUACGGCUCUAGCAGCCCUUGACGUACAGUGACGGACCUGAUCCAGUGCCAAAAAAACGUACCAUUUUGCAUCCGGGAAGUAUCAAAAAUGUAGCAAAAUGCCUCCCUCUCCAAGUGAAAAAUUUCCGUGUUGAAGGGCUCCCUCACGAAAAGAGUGGGCGCGCUUUUGAAAUUGGAGUUUUUCCACUUGGAGAGGGAGGUAUUUUGCUUCAUUUUUGAUACUUCGCGGAUGCAAAAUGGUAUGUUUUUUGCCAAUGGACCAGGUCCGACACUGUACGUGAAGCACUGCUAGAACCGUAGAGAGUAGAGUAAAUCUAGAAGGUUAAGCGGUUACUUGCCAAAAAAAAAGGAAUUCCAAACAACCGGAACCAGCGGCCUAACAAGGGAAUGGUUUGAACUGUCCGUGAGCUUUCAACAUGACACCUCCAAAUUCUGAAAGAGCGUACAAAAUUUAGUAGGAAUCCGCUUUCCAUUUUUGCCGAAUGGUCUUGGGAGACGAGAAAUAUCGACAGAAAGAUCCGACAAAAAAAUCGAGAGAGAGAAAAGACGAACCGAAAGGCCCAGAGAAGCGUCACCAAAUAGUCUAGUGGAAAAAGUUCCACGCACGAAACUUUUGGCAGAGGGAGGCCUUGGAGGUUCGAGUCCACCCGGAGCGGAUAUCGUCGGCAUGGAUCUACGGUUCGUUAGUGUAUUCGACCGCUAUGUAAAGGUUCUUUUUUUCAUUUGUUCGAGUGUUUUACAGAUUUUUUUCGAAAUUUCAAGAAGAGUUGACAACUUGGCUGCAUUUUCGAUGAUGCCAGAUUCGACAUACUGGUGUUUUCAAGACAUUUAUACUCGGUUCUGAAAGGUUGUAUAGGGCUUGCGGAUUUUUUUGAGUUUCCAGAGAAAAAUCUUGCCAAAUUUUCACCUUUCCUUAAAGCUUUGCAAGAAAAGUUGAAAAGAAAAUUUUUGAGUCCCUGCGUCAGCGUGUGGUCCAACAAGGGAUAUUUAUCAAAAAAAUCGAUUUUGAGUUUUUUAGUUUAAAAUGACCGUGGACAUGUGUUUAACAAACGACCAAAAUAUUUUUCCCAAAUUCCGCCUUGAAGGUAUAAAUUUUCACAAAUUUGUCAUUUUUGGAAUUUUGUGUCUGACGGCAUCAUAGAAAGGAAUAAUCAGCCAAAAUUUUGCGUGUGAGCCAGCAGCCGACACAGCGACUUUGGAGCCCGAUCUGAGCCCCGCCAUGGAAACAUUGGAACCUUGGCAUUCCGCCGCAAUGGGGAGAAAGAGGAUUGGAACGUGAAAAGGAGAUCGGUCGUGAGAGUUGGUUGGAAUGUGAGGAGGAUAGAAGGAAGGAACGGAGGAAUCCGAGCGCGCGUUUGGCCGUCAGAGUUCCGUGUGGAUCAGAUACAUAUUACCCUUUGAUAUUGGCUUAUAUUGGCUUUGAUUGUGAUUGGGAAUUGCGUGGAUAAAUAGUAUUGGCAUUUAUUCGUGUGGGUUAUUUGUGUGGAGUAUAUUGGGAGUUUGUCCCAUAAUUAUCUAGGGGAAUUGCCCGUGGAAUCGUUUGGAGGAGCAGCGCGUUUCGAUCUCAAUUGGCGACCACUUACGGCGGCCACUCUUCGUUCGUGUACCGAUCGUGUUUUUUAUUUCCCAAGGAAGAGCAGUAAUUCCGAAGGAAAUCAGAUUUGAGCUAAAAGCAGAAACGGCCAAAUCUGAGUCAGAUCCCCUCCAGCAGUAAGGUUGGGAUUUGACCUGGUUUUUCGCAACAAGCAGGUGCGAAAUUCCAGAAUUCAGAACCUCGAUAGCAGAAAGAGGAAAUCUGAAAGAAACAGUGUUUGUGUCUGAGCAGUAAAGACAGAACAGCUGUAGAUCUGAAGCAGGAAACAGAUCUAACGUGGUAAAGCAGAUAAUACCCGUUUUUGGAGCGAAUUUCCGCAAGAAUUUGGAAAAUUUCGACUCCUGGCCAAGUAUAAUAUAAUUGAUACUUUCGCGGCCAUACACUCACGAAUAUUCCUGAUUGUUUAGUGAAGUGAGACUAUUUAUAGCGAGAAUAAGCUAUUACGACCCUUUGUUUGGAAAAUUUUGACGAGAAAUUGAGAAAAUUGCGAUUUUUAGAUAUUGUUUUAGGUGAACGUGACGAUUUUUGACGCAAUAUACGUCUUUGAGAGGCUUGAACUACUUGGAAAUUGUAUUGGAAAGCUGCGUUUGGUUGAUUCGCUAGCUGUGUGGUUAUUUCUGUGUCGUUUGGACCUAUUUUAUCGUUGUUGAUCUAGAAUUUUGAUCUUGUUUCGUGAGCUUUGAAAUUUUGUUGAAAUCCGAAGAAUUUUUUGGUUGUAAUUGAUUAUAAUUUGUUGUGAAAGAACAGAGAACUCGUGUGAAUUGUGUUACUGAAGUUUGAUUGCAGGAGAACCGUGAAAUUUGGCCAAUCUAUCAAGCGUAAUAUCGAAAAAGCGACCUAAUAUAAUAUCGAGAACUACAGGAGAUAAGGAUAAGUUGUUGGAAAAUUUGUUGUUCCACGUUUAGAAAAGAGAAUGCAGGUGAAUAAGAGCGAAAGUGGUGUGACCGACCUUGAUUUAGAGAAUUUGGUACCUAAAAUGCAGAAAAAUCUUCGAGAAUUGUCGAAUCUUUCGCUAAAAUUGCCCUCUAUUCCUUCCUUGCCUCACCAAAAUUAUCCAGAUUGUGAUUCGCGCGUAGAGAAGACCGAAUUCUAUCGAGAAAGCAUCAAGAAAGCAUUAUCAGACACACACAUCAUGAAUACAUUAACAUUUGAACAAAUUUAUCUCUUGAGAAACGGGCGAAUGUGUUAUAUCACUGGUGAAGAGAAAGAAGAGUUUAUAUACGACAUUCUAUACAACAUUUUCGUUGUCACAGAAGAGUUAGACCUUGAAUACCGUUGCAAAGUGUUGGAGAAACGACUUCGAGGAAGAAUCUUGGACUUCUAUCAAGCUCUGACCAAGAAUACGGAUUAUUUCGGAGACAUUAUGGAUCCACUCAUGGAAGAAUUCGGGUACGAGAAAGACGUUGCAGUAAAUUACUUCUCAACAUUUCCUCAUUAUGACCAAAUCUUGAUUCGAGACUCUCUACCAUCUCAAGACGAGGCCUAUAAAGCAUUCCAACUUCAGAAACAUCAGCCAUCGGACAUCAAAAAACUUGAUUUACAUUGUAAUUUCUGUGGAAAACCGAAUCAUCUCGAAAAGAGUUGCUUCAAGAAGAAACGAGAAUGUGUUUUAUCUUCAAGAGUCCUUCCAGAAUCUCAAGAACAGUGUCAAAGUGAUCUUUCUCAGUCUGAUUUGAACAACUCAUCACCUAUUGUUCAUGAUAAACACCCAGAUUUAACAUGCAGCAGUGAUCCAAAAGAAAUUAUUGAUCCGACAGAUGCUUACGACGAAAACUUUGACGAACUUUUACAAUGCUAUCGGCAACUAAUGGAAAGAUAUAAAAGAAAUACUGAGGUAAGAAAGAUCGUGAAGAUAGACAAUGAGAAGUUUACGGCCACUAAUGAGCCAUGUCAAAGUAAGAAACCUUGUGAAUCCGAUAGCAACAUCGAAGAGAAAGGUGAAGAUCAUUCAGGAUUUGAAAAUGGAGAUUUCGAAGAGUUGUUUUACAAACCAGAAGCACCAUUAUCGCACACAAAAGCCAAUUACCAGACGGAUUAUACCUCAGAACUGUCAAAAAGCGUAUUCAUGAGCUGGAACAAAGAGAAGUAUGAUGACAGUAUUGAUUUUAUGGAAAUUUUGGAUGAUUCUCUCUACGCUGAAUGGUUAAAAGAUGACCCUACAAGAAAGAAAUGUUCGGAACUUGAUGCAAAUCUCCCGAAAGUUGAGAGUGAUUGUGCGAAUUUAACAGAGUCAUGUGUUUUCCAGUUGAUGUCAAGUCUUACUCUUGGUCAGAAUAAGCAAAUUUCGGAAAAUUACGAAGACUACAAUCGCUUUUCUAGCUCGUUUCUACCCGCCAAAGGAUGUAAAUUUAAAUUUGCUCAAGAAACUCAAUGUUUGAAUGGUGCAUUGAACCAACAAACCUCGGCCGGAUUAGCAAAUUACUCGCGAAUCGAAGGGAAAGGAUGCAAGUUUAAGGAGAUAUUCGAAAAUUUUGGUCACGAAAACUUCUCAAACCGCAAAAUUAUGAAUUCUAGUGAUCUGGAAAGGAAUGAAAAGACUAAAAACUCAAACUCUGAGACAGAUAUCACGUCACCUUACCAGAAAAUCAAAGGAAAGGGUACAAAAUUCAAGACCUAUAUGGCAAAAUGUAUUGUAAAUUGCUAUUUUAUUGUGGAAAUACCGUAUUCUAUUGUAAUUUGGUGUAUUAUCUUGAGGGUAUUUCUGUUUUUGAUUCAAAAAUUCUCUAUUUAUUUAUUACGCUCCGGUAAAAAGUCAACUCAGAUUACAUGUUGGUCUGUUUCAGGAAUGCGAAAAAGCUUUCUGAAAACGCCGGGACGUCGUUUAGUUAUUGAGGGGGGAGCCAGGGGUAUUUAGGAUAAUUUAGGGACUUCAUUUGAUUUUAACUUUUAUUUCGUUUCAGAUUUCGUCGUGUUUUGUUUAUGUUUGUUUUGUGCCAGCUCAAUAUGCCAUUAUCUACCCGAUCCCGUCAAUCCAAGCCCAUCAAUGUAACAUCCCAACAGCCGGCCAACCAUAUCCGAAGCGUCAGAACUGUCCCCGAGAAGUGCACCAGCAGAAACCAACCCCAUUUGAAGCAUCGAACCACCAGAAGCACUGACAUGACGUCGGGACGCCGCCAAGGUAUGGAAGGGGCGUGUGAGCCAGCAGCCGACACAGCGACUUUGGAGCCCGAUCUGAGCCCCGCCAUGGAAACAUUGGAACCUUGGCAUUCCGCCGCAAUGGGGAGAAAGAGGAUUGGAACGUGA
Molecule: messenger RNA, 6724 nt
Organism: Bursaphelenchus xylophilus (pine wood nematode)
Lineage: Eukaryota; Metazoa; Nematoda; Chromadorea; Rhabditida; Aphelenchoididae
Source: the annotation of a GenBank genome assembly